ACAGAACAGAGCAAUGUUUUAAAACUUUCAAUUUCUAUCCCUCCAAAAUCCCCAAAUCUUCCAACCACAAAUAAAACCAUUCUACCUAUAAAUCAAUCCCAGCACCAACAAUUGUUCAUCCUCAACAAAUUCUUUCUCACCUUCUAUAAACUUCAGCUUUAGAUUCAAUAAACCCAUAAGAAAAAAUAAGAAAAUGGAGGCCAUUGUUUUGAAGGUUGAGCUCGAUGAUAACAAGGAGAACAUCAACCCAUUACCGUCCACUCAAUUUAGCUCAAACAAGGUGACAAAUGGCGGCUUCCCACUUCUGGAGAUGCCCAAAUCGAAGAACCCAAUUGCUGAUAGAAAGCCGAUCAGGAGGCCGCUCCAGGACAUCACUCAUCUGUUCGUGGAUUCUCGGGCACCGGUGCUCCGAUUCAGCUCCCCUUCUGGAUGUCGUUUUCAGAGUUCUGCGAUUCCGGUUGCAGAGUGCCGGAAAAGAAAGCUGGCUGAUGCCGGUGUUGGGUUCGAUUCGAUGAGGAAGAACGCCGGGAAGAUUCUCAGAACAGGAUUCCGAUAACCUGCCCCUUUCACUUUUAUUUGGGUUGAUUUAUACAGAUUCAAUAAGUAAAUGUAAUACAGAAAAGAUCUGCAGGGAGUAUUUUUUUGGUGUUGAUUCAACCGAUUUUUUUGACUUUUCUGAGAGCAAAUUACAGUGUCAGAGUAGGGUUGAUAGUAAUGUUAAAAUUUUAAUUAUUUUUCCAUUUUUUGAGAUGUUCGUUUCUCUUGGGGAAAAAUCACUAAAAUAUUUUUAUAUAUAUUUGCUACAUUU
Molecule: messenger RNA, 808 nt
Organism: Oldenlandia corymbosa var. corymbosa
Lineage: Eukaryota; Viridiplantae; Streptophyta; Magnoliopsida; Gentianales; Rubiaceae
Source: the annotation of a GenBank genome assembly